AUGUGGGGUCGUUUCGAGAGUCUCGCCGAACCUGAUUUCCACCUCCUGAACCCAUUGGCCGGUCAAUGGGCCGCCGACAUCCUCUCCACCAGGAUCGCCUCCCUCGACAUCCGCAUCGAGAUCAAAAAUAAGGAUAAUGUGUUUGUGCAAUUAGUGUGCUCAAUUCAAUACAGGGUGGUGAAAGAAAAUGCUGAUAAUGCAUUUUAUGAGCAGCAAAACCCCAACGAGCAGAUUCAAGCUUAUGUCUUUGAUGUGGUUAGAGCUCUGGUUCCGAGAAUGACGCUGGACGAGCUCUUUGAGCAGAAGGGUGAGGUUGCUAAUGAGGAUAUCUGA
Molecule: messenger RNA, 333 nt
Organism: Malus domestica (apple)
Lineage: Eukaryota; Viridiplantae; Streptophyta; Magnoliopsida; Rosales; Rosaceae
Product: hypersensitive-induced response protein 4-like
Source: RefSeq, a predicted model, not a curated record